Molecule: messenger RNA, 744 nt
Organism: Sporothrix schenckii 1099-18
Lineage: Eukaryota; Fungi; Ascomycota; Sordariomycetes; Ophiostomatales; Ophiostomataceae
Product: Ras family, other
Exons: 2
Coding region: 1-744 (247 amino acids)
Biological process (GO): signal transduction
Cellular component (GO): plasma membrane
Molecular function (GO): GTPase activity; GDP binding; GTP binding
Source: RefSeq, a predicted model, not a curated record
AUGUCUAAUUGGCGGCUCUGUGCCUCGAGAAAACUGUCUCGAUCUUGGAGCUACCUUCUACAACACAUUUCAGCCUUCUCUCCGAACCCUCGUCCUGGCGCGCUCGAACCACAACAUGGCACCUGCGCCGCCUUUUACUACCCGAUCAAAUACGAUCCCACAAUUGAAGACUCGUACCGGAAGCAGGUCGUCAUUGAUGGCCAGGCAUGCAUGCUCGAGGUUCUCGAUACAGCUGGCCAGGAGGAAUACACAGCGCUACGCGAUCAAUGGAUCCGAGAUGGCGAAGGCUUUGUGCUCGUAUACAGCAUCUCGUCGCGCUCGUCGUUCUCGCGUAUCAAACGUUUCCACCACCAAAUCCAGCGGGUCAAAGAGUCAACAGCCUCUUCGCCGUCAUACCCUGGCUCACCGCUGGCCGCCGCUAAUUCCCAGGCACCCGUACCUGUCAUGCUCGUCGGCAACAAGAGCGAUCGUGUGACCGAGCGCGAAGUGUCGACCCAGGAAGGUCAUGCGUUGGCCCGCGAGCUGGGCUGUGAAUUCGUCGAGGCUUCAGCUAAAAACUGCAUUAACGUCGAAAAGGCCUUCUACGACGUUGUCCGCAUAUUGCGCCGGCAGCGCCAGCAGGCAUCGCGCCCUGUUGCUCCCUCGAGCGGCACCCGUCGCCCAGCAGGUGGCGAAAGCAGCUCUCGUCGGACGGAUUCAGAACGCUACCGGAGAUCCAAGAGCAACCGUUGCGUUAUCUUAUAG